Messenger RNA from Klebsormidium nitens, 1298 nucleotides. The record is from the annotation of a GenBank genome assembly. Lineage: Eukaryota; Viridiplantae; Streptophyta; Klebsormidiophyceae; Klebsormidiales; Klebsormidiaceae.
AUUGCUAGCGUUCCAGAAAACUCUGAAAAGGCAGGAUAAGGGCGCCCUUCUUGAAGUCUGCGGGUACAACAACCUCCGCUGCCAGUUUCGAAACGACUGUCACUUGGCCACAAUGGCGCAGGCUGCCGUAGCCAGGAUCAGUGCAAUCCCCGCAUUUCAUGGCACCACAAAUGUGCGUCUCCGGACAGAGCGUCCCCCUACUACACCCUUCGUUCCAUUGCAAGCUGCAAAUACAAGUUGCAUGGGUGCAGCACCUUGCAAAAUUGUCACAGUCAACCAGGUUCCGAAGACUCUGAGGGUUGCACGUUGUGGCAAAGCGUUCUUGGGUGGUGAGCAGGAGCUGGGGCGGCAACAGAGACAGCGCCCCCGAGCCACGCGUAGACCCGGAGCGGUUGCGGCAGAGCUGGCCUCGCUCGCAGAGACCGAGGCGGUGCCAAUAAAGACAGCCGACGGGAACUUGCAGAAGUUUCCAGCUGCACCAGGCGUGUACGCGAUCUACGACUCCAAUCAAGACGUUCAAUUCAUUGGCCUGUCACGGAAAGUAUCCGUCAGCUUAGAGGGGCAUGCAGAAGACCUCCCGGAGCUGGUGUCCUCCGCCAAAGUCGCGGUGGUCCAGAACGUAGACCGGAGCGCACUCCAAGCGGCCUGGAAAGCGUGGGUCGAAGAGUACAUUCAGCAGGCGGGCAAAGUGCCCCCCGGCAACGUAACCGGCAAUGACACAUGGACGAAGCGGAAAGCGAGGGGAGCGAAGCCGGAGAUCAGGCUCACGCCCGGGGCGCACGUAAAGCUGACCGUGCCGUUGGAAGAGAUCAUAGACAAGGUGGUGAAGGACGUGCCGGUGGUGGCUUUCAUCAAGGGGACGCGGACGGCGCCGCAGUGCGGGUUCUCGUACAGGGUGCUGACGUUGUUGAAUGAGAGCAAGGUAGACUAUGAGGUCGUGAAUGUCUUGGACGAGGAUCAUAACCCGGGGCUAAGGGAGGCCAUCAAGCAGUACAGCCAAUGGCCGACCAUCCCGCAGGUGUUUGUCAAGGGGGAGUUCAUUGGGGGGGCGGACAUUCUGGAGGAGAUGGUGCAGAAGAAUGAACUCAAGCCUCUCGUUAGCAAGUGAGGUGUUCUGCAUCGGAAAUGUACCGAGCUUUGAACUGCGCAAACAACUUGGCAUGCAAUAAUUGAUCCUUUUCUUCUUGUCUCGUAUGGAUUGACCAUGACGAUCAACCAUAUAAGAGCUAUAGUUUCGCAGGAAAAUGAUGAUUGCUUAGACUGUAUCGAUAUCCAUUGUGCAAUCCGAAGGCCUGCCG